Molecule: messenger RNA, 1443 nt
Organism: Aphanomyces astaci
Lineage: Eukaryota; Oomycota; Saprolegniomycetes; Saprolegniales; Verrucalvaceae
Exons: 1
Coding region: 78-1190 (370 amino acids)
Source: RefSeq, a predicted model, not a curated record
CGACGAAGGAGGGCGGUGACCAAGACCCGCCAUGUUGAUCCCAUGAGUGCCUUUGUCAUGUCCAUCAUAUUUUCCAAAUGACUACCAUUUCCAUCGCUCAUGAUGAUGCGGCAGCGCCCGUGCCGUCAGGUGCCAUGGACACCCCCAACCAAGCCACCAUCUCGCUGGACAAUGAACCUCCCGUGGAGACGCCAUCCAAGGAGAUUGAAACCGGCCUGUCUCUGGUGCGGAUGAAGUCUGGUCCGAAACGCACAUCGAUCUGGGAUGGCAUGGUGCUGAUGGUCACUCCGGCCACGACCGAAGAAACCAAAGCUCAAGAGCUGACGCUCCAAGCCAAGGCUGUGCGCCGCCGGCUCUUCCUCAUGGGGUUUCUCACUGUCGCGGCAGUGGCUGUGACCAUCGGCCUGUCGAUUGGGCUCGCGGGGGGCACCGUGGGUGAGUUGUCGACGUCAUCUGGAAAUGACGUGCCCUUGACAAAUUCGAUCACGGAUGUGUCCACUGAACGGAGUCGUACCGACCCCCCGUCACCAGACCCCACUCCCCCGGCCCACAACUCGACCGAAUCUAGUGGCGACCACUCGACUUCUUCAGGGGGAACGUCUGCUUCCACCCCAGGACUCUCCACUACCACUCGUUCCCCCACGACGACGACGACGACGACUGCAGCCCCCACGACUACAUCUCGACCCCCGACCACUACAACGACGACAACGCCCCCCCCCCUCGCGUUGGGACACAUGCUCAACUUUGUCAAUCGGUGCACGUUCCCCGUGUAUCUCUACAAAGUGGACCGAUUGCUCUGCACCCUCCAGACCAACGGUCAAUGCGGCGACACCCUUGUGGACCGCGAACACACGAUGUAUCGACACACCAACGCGGCGGACGCGACGCUCGUGGAGCUGACGCUAGCCGACCGGAAGCUGUGGUACGACAUCAGCGCGAUUCCACCUGGGUGUGGCAACGGCAUGAGUUAUGCCGACUGCGUCCGGAAUUCGGGCGGCGCCAAGGGCUACAACAUCCCUGUGUCGGUCCUUCCGACAAAGUACGACGGCAACGCCCAAAAAGGCAACUGCCACAAGGUCACGUGUACCCGCGCCGAAUGCCCCGACGCGUACUUGUAUCCGUUUGACGAUCUCAAGAUGAAGGAUUGCCCCGACGACGAAGUGUUUGUCGUGACGUUUUGCCCAUAGCGUUAACUCGUCCCACUACUGUACACUUCGUUGAGUUUAAGGUCCUACUUAUGGACUUUGGUGUUUUGAACGUUGGACGAAGCAGCGAGGGUUUGGUACUUGAACGUUUGCAUUUCGUGCAGCCGCGACACGGCGCGCUUGCACGCGUACAUGAGGUCGGUCAUGGAGCUCAUGUUUUUCACUUCUUCGCCAUCCGAUGCCGUGGCAGGAUCGUGGGCCACGGGACCGUCCCACGACGUAAAUGGCUUGAUAU